Messenger RNA from Tupaia belangeri chinensis (Chinese tree shrew), 3301 nucleotides. RefSeq names its product staufen double-stranded RNA binding protein 1 (gene STAU1). The record is from RefSeq and is a predicted model, not a curated record. Gene Ontology annotation, cellular component: neuronal cell body; neuron projection; cytoplasmic stress granule. The transcript has 12 exons. Lineage: Eukaryota; Metazoa; Chordata; Mammalia; Scandentia; Tupaiidae. Bases 16 to 1749 code for a protein of 577 amino acids. Gene Ontology annotation, molecular function: mRNA binding; double-stranded RNA binding. Gene Ontology annotation, biological process: intracellular mRNA localization; anterograde dendritic transport of messenger ribonucleoprotein complex; germ cell development.
UUGUUGAAAGUGACCAUGUCUCAAGUUCAAGUGCAAGUUCAGAACCCAUCUGCUGCUCUCUCAGGGAGCCAAAUACUGAACAAGAACCAGUCUCUUCUCUCACAGCCUUUGAUGAGUAUUCCUUCCACUGCUAGCUCUCUGCCCUCUGAAAAUGCAGGUAGACCUAUUCAGAACUCUGCUUUCCCCUCUGCAUCUGUUACAUCCACCAGUGCAGCUGCAGAAAGCAUAACCCCUACUGUAGAACUGAAUGCACUGUGCAUGAAACUUGGAAAAAAGCCCAUGUAUAAGCCCGUGGACCCUUACUCUCGGAUGCAGUCCAGCUAUAACUACAGCAUGAGAGGAGGUGCUUAUCCCCCGAGAUACUUUUACCCACUUCCAGUUCCACCUUUACUUUAUCAAGUUGAACUUUCCGUGGGAGGACAACAGUUUAACGGGAAAGGAAAGACCAGACAGGCUGCAAAACAUGACGCUGCCGCGAAAGCCUUGAGGAUCCUGCAGAACGAGCCCCCGCCCGAGAGACUGGAGGUAAAUGGAAGAGAAUCAGAAGAAGAAAAUCUCAAUAAAUCUGAAAUUAGUCAAGUGUUUGAAAUUGCACUUAAACGGAACUUGCCUGUGAAUUUUGAGGUGGCCCGGGAGAGUGGCCCCCCCCACAUGAAGAACUUUGUGACCAAGGUUUCGGUUGGGGAGUUUGUGGGCGAAGGUGAAGGGAAGAGCAAGAAGAUCUCCAAGAAGAAUGCUGCUAUCGCUGUCCUUGAGGAGCUGAAGAAGUUACCACCUCUGCCCGCCGUGGAACGAGUGAAGCCCAGGAUCAAAAAGAAAACAAAACCCACCGUCAAGCUACAGGCAAGCCCAGAAUAUGGCCAGGCCAUGAACCCAAUUAGCAGACUGGCCCAGAUCCAGCAGGCGAAGAAGGACAAGGAGCCGGAAUACGUGCUCCUCACAGAACGAGGCCUCCCGCGCCGUAGGGAGUUUGUGAUGCAGGUUAAGGUUGGAAACCACACUGCAGAAGGAGCAGGCACCAAUAAGAAGGUGGCCAAACGCAAUGCGGCCGAGAACAUGCUGGAGAUCCUUGGUUUCAAAGUCCCACAGGCUCAGCCCACCAAACCAGCACUCAAGUCUGAGGAAAAGACACCAGUAAAGAAACCUGGGGAUGGAAGAAAAGUAACCUUUUUUGAACCUGGCUCUGCAGAUGAAAAUGGGACUAGUCACAAAGAGGAUGAGUUCAGGAUGCCUUAUCUGAGUCAUCAGCAGCUGCCUGCUGGGAUUCUUCCCAUGGUGCCCGAGGUUGCCCAGGCUGUGGGGGUCAGUCAAGGACAUCACACCAAAGAUUUCACCAGGGCAGCCCCGAACCCUGCCAAGGCCACGGUAACUGCCAUGAUAGCCCGAGAAUUGCUGUAUGGGGGCACCUCGCCCACGGCCGAGACCAUCUUAAAGAAUAACAUCUCUUCAGGCCAUGCGCCACAUGGACCUCUCACCAGACCCUCUGAGCAACUGGACUAUCUUUCCAGAGUCCAGGGAUUCCAGGUUGAAUACAAAGACUUCCCCAAAAACAACAAGAAUGAAUUUGUGUCUCUCAUCAAUUGCUCCUCUCAGCCGCCACUGAUCAGUCACGGCAUCGGCAAGGAUGUAGAGUCCUGCCAUGAUAUGGCUGCACUGAACAUUUUAAAGUUGCUGUCUGAGCUGGACCAACAGAACUCAGAGAUGCCAAGACCAGGAAACGGACCAAUGUCUGUGUGUGGGAGGUGCUGAACUUUUUCUGGCCAUGAACCAUUAUGAAAAUCCAACAUACAUACUGAAAAUACUGAAACUGCUUUGAAAAAUUGGAAUUUCUGAUACCUCCAGUGGGCCGAGAGACACGGUGGGUGAAGAACGUGGCAGCAGUGGUGAAGACAGUGGAGACACAGGCAGCCGCAGAGGCCAGGUGGGGCUGUGCUGGGAUUGGGGUGACUGCUGCUCAGUGCACCAGUAGUUCCCCACAUGGAAGUAGCUGCUGUGGGAAGGAGGGGCCUGCCUGGCAGCCUGGCUCCAUCCGGAAACCAGCAGGUCACGCUUGGUCUCUGCGUUUUUUCUUUUAUUUUUUUUUGGGUUGUGUGAAAGAGGAAACAGAAAACAGAAAGCAUGGCCCCUUCUCAAACUGGCUCACUUAAACACUUUGGGAUAAACCCUGGACAGCCACACCGGAGAAAGGCCUUAGACUGGCCCCAGAGCUAAAAGCACCAGAGCAAAUCCAAUGCUUCCUACCUGGAGUCACCUGACCUUCCCAACCUGUGUGGCCCCACACCUCCGCAGCCCACACCGUGACCACUGCUUUCUCUUCCCACAGUGACAUGUAUUCUGUUUCAUUAUUUUCUUUUGAUUGCUAUGACACUAUAUAAAAUUUUCAUUUGAGUUUCUCAAUUGUAUCUAGUUAUUUAGCACAGUUUAGAAACUUGUCUGAGACUGAUGUUAUCAGUAAUCUAACCAGUCAGGAUCAUAUUCGUGUGUGUGUGUGUGUGGUCACAGUUAUACUUCAUUGGACUAACCCAGGACCAUUUCAGUGAUGCAAAUUGUGUGCCCUCCGGUUUCGCUGAAACAGUCCUGGACUUUUCAGAAACCUUGAUGAAGUCUCCCACAUUGUAUAAAUUGGACUAUUUAGGAAUUUUAAACUUUAGAUGAUCAUUCGGUUCCUUUUCUAUUUUAUCUUUAUUUUUGUUAAUGCAACAGGACUUAAACAAAUGAACUUUGAUCUUUGUUUUAAAGAUUAUUAAAAAAAUUGUGUCUAUCCAUGGCUCUUGAGGAUGUAGUUUUCACACUACAGGAUCUGAUCUCCAUGUAGUACAUAGAAACUGCAGAUUGAUUUUCCUUGAGUGCUUGAUACUGUUCAUUACAUCUCCAUGUAGGGCUGAGAAGAAUGACCUGUCUAUAUAUGCAGCUGUGUUGCUUUUGAUGUUGUGUUACUGUGCACAGAAAGGUGUGCACUGGGGUUCUGUGUACGGUCUGGAAGAAACGCACGGUAGCCUUGCGAGUUAAGUACUGCUUCCAUUCAUUGUUUACGCUGGAAUUUUUUUCUCCCCAUGGAAUGUAAGUAAAACUUAGUGUUUGUCACCAAUAAAUAGUAAUACUAAAUUUUUUUGUUAAUUUAUUCUCAAAUGCCACUACUGCUAGGUUGUUCCCCUCCCAACUUGCCCCCUACCCUUUUUUUAUUUUUAAGAAAAAACAUUUGUAAUGCUUGUGGUUCUGUCUGGGCAAAAAAAAAAAAAAUCUAAAGAUCUGAAAUAACUUUAUAUCGAACUAUUGAUCAAUAAACAGCUACUAAUGGAAA